GUUGUUGUAGGAAGUAAUGGUAAAGCACUGCAAUACUGAUGUAUCAGGGGAGAUGCCUUCUUGGUUUUGAAGAUGACGACAACUCUUUCAGUGCUGCAAGAAGAACUGGCCUCUGUGGACAGUGAGCUGCAGGCAUUGGAGAUCCAGAUUCAAGAACUUCUGGAACACCAGCAGGAUCUUCAGCAGAAGAAGGUGGUUCUGACAAAGAAAAUAAAACAAUUUUCAGAUGCAGGGAGUGGGAGCAGCAAAGAUACUGAUUCAGCAGUGGAAGACUGGAACAAGGAAGAUUUCCCAUGGUCCACUGGGAUCAGAGAUGCAUUGCAAAAAAACUUCAAGCUCAAAAAAUUUCGGCCUUUGCAAUUGGAAACCAUCAAUGUUACAAUGGCAGGAAGAGAUGUAUUCCUUGUCAUGCCUACUGGGGGUGGAAAGAGCCUGUGUUACCAGCUACCAGCUCUGUGUUCUGAUGGCUUCACACUUGUGAUCUGUCCUCUGAUCUCGCUUAUGGAAGAUCAGUUAAUGAUGUUGGAACAGCUGGAAAUUUCUGCAACUUUACUAAAUGCCUCGAGUAGCAAGGAACACGUGAAAUGGGUCCAUACAGAAAUGCUGUCUCGCAGUUCACAGCUAAAGCUCAUUUAUGUGACCCCAGAGAAGAUCGCAAAAAGCAAAAUGUUUAUGUCCAAACUGGAAAAAGCUUAUCAAGGAGGAAGGCUUACACGCAUUGCGGUGGAUGAGGUUCACUGCUGCAGCCAGUGGGGGCAUGACUUCAGGCCCGAUUACAAGUUGCUUGGCAUCUUAAAACGACAAUUUCCCAAUGCACCAUUGAUCGGUUUGACAGCUACUGCCACCAGCCACGUUCUGCGUGAUGCUCAGAAAAUUCUUUGUGUUUUGAACUGCAUCACUUUCACAGCCUCGUUUAAUCGACCCAACUUGUUUUAUGAGGUCCGACAAAAGCCAUCAACUGCUCAGAAUUUCAUUGAGGACAUUGUUAAACUCAUCAGUGGAAGAUACAAAGGCCUUUCAGGAAUUAUCUACUGCUUUUCCCAGAAGGAUGCAGAACAAGUCACCAUGAAUUUACAAAAACUGGGGAUUAAAGCAGGGACUUACCAUGCGAAUAUGGAACCAAAAGAUAAGAGCAAGGUUCACAAGCGCUGGUCUGCCAACGAAAUCCAGGUUGUAGUGGCCACUGUUGCUUUUGGCAUGGGAAUUGAUAAACCUGAUGUGAGAUUCGUGAUCCAUCAUUCAAUGAGCAAAUCCAUGGAGAACUAUUACCAGGAGAGCGGACGUGCAGGUCGGGAUGACCAGAAAGCCGACUGCAUCUUAUAUUAUGGUUUUGGGGACAUAUUCAGGAUCAGCACAAUGGUGGUGAUGGAAAAUGUAGGGCAACAGAAACUCUACGACAUGGUUUCUUACUGCCACAAUAUGAGCAGGUGUCGGCGCGUCCUGAUAGCACAUCAUUUUGACGAGGCUUGGGAUUCUGCCAACUGUAACAAGAUGUGUGACAAUUGCUGUCGAGAGGAGACGUGUGAGAAGAUGGACGUGACCAGGCACUGUAGGGAUCUCAUCAAGAUUUUAAAGCAUGGAGAUCAGAAGAAGGAGAAAUUCACUCCUCUAAAACUGAUUGAUGCCUGGCUAGGAAAAGGUUUAUCAAAAAUGGGAAUAGAGAUUGUCAUUCCCAGGCUUCCCCGUGAGAUGCUGGAGAGGAUUGUGGCUCACUUAAUACUACAACAGUACUUGAAGGAAGACUUCAGCUUUACAGCAUUUACUACAAUCUCCUACAUAAAGCUUGGGCCGCGGGCUGAUCUUCUAAAAAAUGAGGGCCAUAUGAUCACUAUGCAAGUCUUAACAUGCAGAAACAGUUUUGCUAAAAUCAGAUCACCUCCAGUAUCGAGUCCAGGGAACUUGGGAGGAAAGAAAAGGAAAGAUAAACAUAAAAACCAGGAAGGGGAGAGGAAGAGGUCUCUCUCAGACAACCACAUCAAAGUCAAAAGAGCUAGAACUGAACCAAACGAAGAAGAGGAUGAACCAGUGAUCAUAGAAGAUUAAGAAGCUGAAACACAGUUUCAGGAGUUAAAACAUGCCUGCAUGUUUCAGUGAUGUGGACAGUGUUUUGAAAUGACUGUGUUUGGCAUUUUGUCAUAAUGGAAAGGUAGGUGAGCUUGGUUGCUAUGAAUUGGAUUAAAAGUCUAGUUUAAAUGUGGCUUGAAUCUUAGUACAUGGCAAGUAUAUCUUUGUUCCAUAAAAUC
Messenger RNA from Pogona vitticeps (central bearded dragon), 2243 nucleotides. Lineage: Eukaryota; Metazoa; Chordata; Lepidosauria; Squamata; Agamidae. The record is from RefSeq and is a predicted model, not a curated record.